Messenger RNA from Python bivittatus (Burmese python), 674 nucleotides. The record is from RefSeq and is a predicted model, not a curated record. NCBI's taxonomy places the organism in Eukaryota, Metazoa, Chordata, Lepidosauria, Squamata, Pythonidae.
CUGCGCCUCUCUGCUUUGCUGGGCGCGGCGGGAGCGGAGGGCGGCUGCGCUGCGCUGGGGCGCUGCUGUUCUGGCAGGAGCCUGGAGUGCGUGAGCGCCGGCUGGAGACCGGACGGAUCCUACGGACCCUGCUACUGCGACCAGGCUUGCCUUUCCACCUUGGACUGCUGCCGCGACUACCAGCAGUUCUGCCCAGAGGCCUCUUGUCUGGUCUCUGACUGGAGUGAAUGGAGUGGAUGUGCUGAACGCUGCAAGGCGACCUACCGCAUCCGAAGGAGACGCGUGAUCCAGGAGCCUAGGAAUGGUGGUGAAGCUUGCCCUCCUCUUGAAGAGAAGGCUGGCUGUAUGGAGUAUGGGACUCAGCAAGGAACGUUGUGCAAGUACUCCUUUAUCCCAGCAUUAAUAACUACUGGAGGCUAUGGGAAAGCAAGAAGAAAGCGUGCUGUGUCCAGAGGGAGGGAAAGAGUUGGGUAUUGUGUUGAGUUCCAGCUCAUAGACAUCACAGAAGGCUGCCUGCACGGGAACAGUUCCUACACUCACUGGAUGAAGUAUCUCAGUGAAGGACACACAGUGUGUGUGGAGUGCCAACAUCCAGCCUUGGAUCAGAAGAGUCUACACUGCUCUGGGGAUGGGAGCGGAGCCACGAAGUAAGAGCAGUGGUUGUCUUUUGCUUA